CCCAGAUCGCUAUUUUUGAAUGCUGCUAUAUAGGUACCUAGGAAAUGAAGCGAUGGAACAGAGAAGCACGCUACUGAACGUCGAUCGUUUAAAUAUCUACGCCCCCAUGGGGGUGCGAGGAGACCUCGCCUACGGCGAUGCUGGAAGUUGUUGUCUUCAUUUAUACAUACAGCUACUGGCUGAAAUAGCUAUGUCUCGAUGGCAUCGGUAGAUCACCACUAUGGCUUCGAACCUUACAGCACGCUCGAGGUGCAAAGCGUAGAGGCCUCAACUCCCCAGGUCCUGGAGGGUUCGAAUAAAGAAGUGGUGCCUCAUCCAGAAAGUCCAUAUCUGCAGCCCGUCUCCACACUCAACGCGUGGGAUGCCCCAAAGCCAGAAGCGAAUGGCGUCGACAAGGAGGCAGCAGUCACCCAGGGACAGAACUACGGCGAAGCGAAGCGAACGAUAUGUGGACUAUCACCACGCAUCUUUUACGUUGUUCUGGCGGUUGUUGUACUAAUUAUAAUCGGAGCUAUAGCCGGAGGUAUUGCUGGGGGCUUGUCUAGUAAGCACAGCGAUUCGAGUUCAACGUCAAUCCCGGAACCGAAAACGGAACCAGAACCAGAACCAGGGACGACAGAAAAUGUUAACGUUCUAAGUACAUCGAAGCUUGCGGCAUCAAACUGGACGGACUCGCAAGGCUAUAUUCACAGGCACGUGUUUUUCCAAGAUCCUUACAAUGCUAUCAUUACUCGGCAAUGGGACUCGGAGAAUAAGACGUGGACGACGAAUAAUGUCAGCCAGCUACUGUCGUCAUCGACGACGGGGCCUAUUCAUCCAAUCCCGGGGACGUCCCUGGCGUGCGCGUCUGCUGAUAAUAAUUGGGGUCCUCUGUACGAGGUGCACGUCUGGUUCUCAGAGGCUUCGACCGACCCAGAACCUACCAUCAGUUGGGCGAAUUUGAACGAUCCGAUCGGAAACCCCAACUUCUGGACAUAUACCCCGUCGAUACUUCGGACAUGGAACAACACUCAACUAGCGGUAGCUUGGCAGCGCUGUCUGAGGGAUGACUGCGUGGGAAACUGGGUUCUUGCGUAUCAGGGGCCCCAGGGCUUCGUCAGGAUCGCAAACGCUACUAACUGGGACAAUAACACAGAGCCGGUAGUCAGGGGCAGUGCCGUUUCCGCCGGGGCUAGCUUGGCUUUGGCGCCGUCGCUCAACGGCACUUAUGUCCAUGGAUUGACACUUGCUUCCCAAAGGAGGCCGAGCUCAAUGGGCAAGACAACCUUCAUAGGUGAUUGGAACUGGAAGGAAGAUGAUGGAACGAUAUUAGAUGAUGUUGACCCUCUAACGACACGGCAAUUCGCCGCCACUACGAUGAAUAACUGGACCGAAGCGCUCUUCGUCGCCUUAUCCACGGACGGGGGCGUAAAAGGAGCUCGAUGGGAUGGGACGGCUUAUAAUGCGAUCCCGCAGAUUAAUUUUGUCGACGGGGAGUCGACCAACUUCUCCGCUAUUGCGAUGACGACGGACGCGACGUUCUACGGGAUAUCUGAUGAUCAGAUAUGGGAAUACACCGUCGAUGCAUCGGAUCCGUCCACUUUCACGCUUGCUGGGAAGGUAUACCCAUAGUUCAUGAGAAGUAAUCGAGAUAGGGAUACGUCAGUUUAUAUUAAACGAAAUCACGAAAUCAAGGGGAUGUACCAAAGGCAAGCCUGCAUGGCAAGGGAUUUAAAUUAAUGACUGCGCUAGCUGUACAAGUAAGGGUGCUGACCUCGUCGGCCUCAACCCUCACCAACUCCUGUAGUUAUCGCUAUCUACCUAGUGACGAAAUUCAAUUUGAGGUUGGACUGAACCGCAGGGCCUCGAUCGAUGUAAUGAUGUAUUAUAUCUUGUAUAUAUAAUAC
Daldinia vernicosa is the source of this 1886-nucleotide messenger RNA. RefSeq lists its product as uncharacterized. The record is from RefSeq and is a predicted model, not a curated record. NCBI's taxonomy places the organism in Eukaryota, Fungi, Ascomycota, Sordariomycetes, Xylariales, Hypoxylaceae. Bases 199 to 1611 code for a protein of 470 amino acids. The transcript is spliced from 4 exons.